This is a messenger RNA of Monascus purpureus, 453 nucleotides long. NCBI's taxonomy places the organism in Eukaryota, Fungi, Ascomycota, Eurotiomycetes, Eurotiales, Aspergillaceae. The record is from the annotation of a GenBank genome assembly.
AUGGCUUCCCGAGGAGCGAAAGACAGCCCGGGAGUUGAUGGAGCAUCCGUUCCUCAACGAUUGAUAGGAUGGCGAGCUAUGGAGGCAUUUUCCAGUUCGCAAAGGCAACACUUGUCGAGGCUAGAUGGCCCCAAGGGAAGCACCGUCAGCCAGCUGGACAUGACGAUUGGCCGCCUGGUGGGACCUCCUCGAGACGUCCUUCCAGGUCAUACGGCAAAGUCCGAGUUGAGCCCUCCAGUGAGAUCAGGGAAUCGGAUUGCGGACGCGGUCCAUGGUGACGCGGCGGUUUCACGGCUGCAAGUCGACGGUGGGCAGACACAGGCUGAGCGGUCCUUGUUGAGGGACGGUCAUCUCCGAAGGUGGGGGCCGGAGCAGGCUGGUCUGGUGCGCGUGACAGGACAGGACAGCAGGGUGCUGAGGGACGUCGCUGUGGGGGGACGUAAAAGAAAGUGA